Messenger RNA from Caenorhabditis angaria, 788 nucleotides. Lineage: Eukaryota; Metazoa; Nematoda; Chromadorea; Rhabditida; Rhabditidae. The record is from the annotation of a GenBank genome assembly.
UUGGCUAAAUUGAAACCAGUUUUCCAAAAAGAUGGACUUGUAAAUGCUGGAAAUGCAUCUGGAAUCUCUGACGGAGCUGCAGCUGUUGUAUUGGCUGGAGAAGAAGCGGUUAAGGCAAAAGGAUUGAAACCAUUGGCUCGUGUUGUUGCAUACGCUGCUGUUGGAUGCGAUCCAACUAUUAUGGGAAUUGGACCAGCUCCAGCUAUUCGUGAAGUUUUGAAACAAUCCGGUUUGAAGAUUAAUGAUAUUGAUAUCUUUGAGGUAAAUUAUUUUGUUGACUUGAAAUUUGAUUCAGAAAUAUGUUACAGUACAUUUCAUUUUAAUUUUAAAUUUGGAAAAAAAAAGAAGGAAGAACUUCAUACUCUUAUUUUUCAGGUCAAUGAGGCAUUCGCCCCACAAGCAUUGGCUGUUCAAAGAGAAUUGGGAAUCCCAUUGGAAAAAUUGAACACAAAUGGAGGAGCCAUCGCUUUGGGACAUCCAUUGGCCGCUUCUGGAGCAAGAAUUUCAACACACAUCACUUAUGAAUUGCAGUAAGUUUUUUGAAAUUUCAAAUCCUGAUUUAAAAAACCCUAGGCUCUUCUUGAUCUCCAAGGCUUGCGACUUGGAUUUUUAAUAAAAUGUUAUUCCCAUAAUUGAAAAUUACUACUAGAUCUGAAAAUUAAAUUUUGUGACCCGUAUUUCUACCUAAAUCUUCAAAUUUUUGCAGCCGUCAAAAUGCCAAAUAUGCAAUUGGAUCAGCUUGUAUUGGAGGAGGACAAGGAAUUGCAAUUCUUUUCGAAAGAGUAUAA